AUAUUAUCAAACAACCGUAAGCACAAAGGUUGCGGCCAGGAAUCAUUGACUAAGAAGCUUUCACAGUUGCCUUCAUUUAAUAGCAAGUCAGGUUCAUUUUUCCCAUUGCUACAGGCCUAGGGUCUGAGGCUUUUCCCUUCAAACAACACUUUGAUCUGUCUGUAGAUUCUUUGGGGAAUUUAAACAAUGUGGUUUUGCCUUUUUUGUGAGUUGUGCAAUGUAUUCAAAUGCAUUGCUAAUGGAGUUGGCCAUUUUUUUCUAACUGGUAUUUUGACCCGUUCCUCUACUACAGCUAGCAUGAAUGUAUGCCUUCUAUAUAUGUUGCAAUGAAAAGCUGCUGCUGCUGCAUGAUAGGAUCCAAAGUGUCAUCCUUCAAGAGGUCCUUUAACUUGCAAGGUACUUAAUUGGACUUUAAUUUUCUUCAUUGCAAGAGGUCCUUUAAUUCUUUCAAACCCCUAUAUUUAGGAGUAAAGAUGGAAACAUGUAACUACAUCCAUUCUAAUAAAUAUCUUUCAUCAAUAAAUCCUCAAUUAUUCUUUAUUUAUUUAUUUUGUCUGUUAAAUCUUUGCUGGCUAAUUGGUUUAUGAAAACCCCACUAAAUUCUUCUAAAAAAUUGUGCUGCAUAUAUUAUCAGUUAGUUACAACAUUAUCUCAUGUUUGAUUUUUGUUCUUCUCAGUCUUGCUUUGUGAUACUAGAGCAGCAGUACUUUAGGGAUAGAAAUUUUGCUUAAAUUCUAUGUAAACCCAGGCAAACUGAAAGAGUUUCAUUUCUUAAAUAAUGUCGUAACUAAUUUAAAAUAUUCUUUUUGUUUUUGCAAUAGUUCAGGUUCAAACAAUUCACAUGCUCAAACAUGAGGCACGAGGAACAGUUGCCACAAGUCUGGUUGAGCAAGGAAUCAUAGAAGUUGGUGAUGAUGUUGACAUUUUGAGUCUAAUGCAGUGGCGUGGCAAGGCUAUAAUCCCUAUCCACUUCUCAGCUAUUAUCUUCAAUAAAACUGAUCUUCAGACUCUGAAAAUAUCAAGUAAAUUUACAAGGAGAUAUGGAGGUGGUUUGUCGAAUCCAUUGUUUUUGAAGCCUCCAGAUGGCACCAAAUGGGAAGUGAAUUGGACUAGAAAAAAUGAUGAUGAGGUUUGGUUCCAAAAGGGUUGGAACAAAUUCACUGAAAACUACUCCUUAGAUCAUGGCCACUUGAUUCUUUUCACCUAUCAUGGAAAUUCACAACUUGAUGUUCACAUCUUUGACAAAUCUGCCUCUGAAAUACUCUAUCCGGGGUUAAAGUUAAACACUACUCCUACUACUACUGCUUGUGAUGAUGAAAAGAACAUCAAACUUGAUCUCAUGCACAAUGAUGAUGAUGAUGAUGACUCCAUUGAGAUUUUGAAGCCUUGUAAACACAAACGCAGCAUGCUAGUGUUGGUUCCUCAACCUUGUAAUAAAAGAAUGAAAGAUGAGAAGAAGAAGGUUGCUGAAAGAAGAUCAAGUUGUUCAUCAUUGAAUUGGCCAAAGCAAGAAAGAGCACAGGAAGUAGCUAUGAACUUCGUGUCUGAUAAUCCUUUCUUCACAAUGUUCAUAACCCAUGUCCAUCUAGCACACUACAAAGCGGGUGUGCCAAACAUGAAAGAGUAUACUGAUGAGGAUGAGAAGGAUGUGGAGCUGAAAAUUGGGGAGAAAUCGUGGAAAGUCAAACUGAGGCGUGGUAGCAACUCUUCAAAUUGUCGGUACUUGGGUGGUGGAUGGUCCUUGUUUGCAGAUGAGAGUGAAUUGCUUCCUGGAGAUGUUUGUGUCUUUGAGCUCAUCAACAUUCAUCCUUUGCAGUUUAGGGUUCAUAUUUUCAAAAAGCAGCAGAGCUGCAAGCAUUCGCCUAAUCAAAUCAAAUCAAAUAAUGAUGACACUCGAUUUUGGAGUAGAAAACAGAAAAUACCCGACAAAUUUGCACUGAAAUAUGGAAGUGGUUUGUCCAAUCCAGUGUCCUUAAAGCCUCCAGAUGGAACAAGGUGGAAUGUGUGUUUGAGAAAAAAGAAUGAUCAAGUUUGGUUUGAAAAAGGUUGGAAAGAAUUCACUCAAAAGUACUCUCUGAAUCAUGGAUGCUUGGUUCUGUUUAAAUACGAAGGAACUACUUCCCAAUUUGAUGUCAUUAUCAUUGAUGACGGUGCUUUAGAAAUGGACUAUUCUUCCUACAAUGGAAAUGAUAACGAUGAUGUUUCAGUUCAGAUUGUAAAGGAAAUCCAUCCAUGCAAGAAGAACAAAAAAACCAUGAGAGAUGAGAAGGAUGUGACUACUUCUUUGUCAUUGAAUUGGCCAAGGGAACCAAGAGCACGACAAGAAGCUAACAAAUUCGUAUCUAACAACCCUUUUUUUACUGUGCUCAUAAAGCCUCCUCAUAUCACAGAAUACCGACUGUGCAUACCAGGUUUGGAAGGUUAUGUGGAUAAUGGAGUGAAGAAUGUGAAGCUUGAGUAUGGGGAUAGAUCGUGGCCUGUGAAGAUGCUUAAUUGUAACAAAACCUAUUCAAAUCGCUUCCUUUCUGCUGGGUGGAACUUGUUUGCACAAGAGAAUGAGUUGAAGCCUGGAGAUGUUUGUGUCUUUGAACUUGUUAAUAUGCAAGAUUUGGUCUUUAAGGUUCAUGUUUUUGCUGCCCAUCAUGUUUAAUUAGUAGAACUUUC
Molecule: messenger RNA, 2664 nt
Organism: Arachis duranensis
Lineage: Eukaryota; Viridiplantae; Streptophyta; Magnoliopsida; Fabales; Fabaceae
Product: putative B3 domain-containing protein Os03g0621600
Exons: 10
Coding region: 842-2650 (602 amino acids)
Molecular function (GO): DNA binding
Source: RefSeq, a predicted model, not a curated record